Pseudophryne corroboree (corroboree frog) is the source of this 1914-nucleotide messenger RNA. It is a transcript of the gene BEND7, whose product is annotated as BEN domain containing 7. Gene Ontology annotation, molecular function: DNA binding. The transcript has 8 exons. Lineage: Eukaryota; Metazoa; Chordata; Amphibia; Anura; Myobatrachidae. The record is from RefSeq and is a predicted model, not a curated record. The coding region runs from base 553 to 1794 and encodes 413 amino acids.
ACCAAACCUCACCAGCAGGUGGCAGCUUCUCUCCUCCGUCGCUAAAUCUUUUUCUCUCCUGUUUAUCAUUGACCCUAAAAGAAAAAAGGAAAAGGAGAAAGCAAAACAGAAAGAGAGAGAGAAGGCCCUGUCUGCGCCGGCUCUCAGUCCCCUGGGAUACCGCAUAUGUACUAUCCCCGGGAGAUCAGCCCACUGGAGGGAAAUGACCAGGACCUGCUGGCAGCUCACAGGGAUUAUGAUCUGAUUUACCUACAUUGUUCUCCUGCACCUCUCCAGUGCAAGCUAGAAAAAAACUUUCCUAUAUGCCACCAGUUGGAGCUGAGCGAUCGCACUGCUGCCCAUUUAUUUCCUGGCGGACCUUGCUCCUUCCCUGUAUUACUCUCUGCUGCUUAAUUUCCUUAUUUUCUUCUAUUCUCCCCCCUCCCCUUCCUUCUCAGCGUCUUAAUCUGAGAUUUUCUAUUUCCCUCUGCUCCUCAUCGUCACACUUAUUACUGCCUACAGCACCGUAACAGUAAACCCAUUGCCGCCUGGCACCGCUGGCUGGCAAAGAGAAUGGAGUUCUCAGAGAGGAGAAGGAGCAGGAAAUCCCAGAGCUACAAGCUGGUGAAUGAAGAUUAUCAGACUGAUAUCUUUAAGGCCCCAGAAUAUAAUGACAUCAAUGGAGAAUCCAUGGACUCUCAGCAUUUUUCAGGAGAUGAAGGCAUGGAGAUUAAGAAGCAGAUCACUGGCAUGAGGAGACUACUGAAUGACAGCACUGGACGAGUUUACCAGCGUGUUGGCAAAGAAGGGGAGAAACUAAAGGAAGAAAUGCAUGACUUGGAUAUGAGUUGGACUGAAAGUACCCCUUGCCCCGCGGAAGAUCCCAUUCAUUCACCUCAUGCUCCGUGGAACAAUAUGCCAAUCCAAGCCACUGAGUUUUCAGGACAAUACGGAACCCGUUCUAAAACUGUGCAGAAUCAUCUUAAAACUCCUGGAUCUAAUGGUGAAUUGCGAUUGGUUAAUACUGUGCCAGAAUCGAAGUGCUGCACUUGUAACUGCCAGCCCACUCUGCAGGCAAUCCUUCAGGAGCUAAAGGCAAUGAGGAAGUUCAUGCAAGUACAGGCAGUUGCACAAAGCCGACAGCAGGUUCCCCAGUCAUGUGUUUGCUCCCAGAAAACUGUUCUUACAAGGAAAAGAAUAAUGAAGAAAAAGAUUCUUCCAAAAACUCUGAGUGUGACCCCGGUACACAGUGCACACAAUGCGAGUGCGAGGGAACACAAGCUACCGGCACUUCCAGAAAGGCCCUCCAGUCUGUCACAGACAGAGCACAUCAAGAAAGAGGAGGUUCAUGUGCCAGGAUUCGGGAUUGUUGUCAACUCCACAUCCUCCGAUCCAAAUGUGCAGUUGGCGGAAGGAUUUGAUGUCUUCAUGCCGAAAUCCCAGCUGGACUCCAUACUGUCAAAUUAUAAGAGGUCAGGAAGCCUGCUCUUUAGGAAACUGGUGUGUGCUUUUUUUGAUGAUAAAACUUUGGCAACAUCACUACCCAAUGGAAAGCGGAAGCGAGGGCUCAACGACAACCGGCAAGGAUUAGAUCAAAAUAUUGUAGGAGCAAUAAAAGUGUUCACAGAAAAGUAUUGCACUGCUAACAAUGUGGAAAAGGUUCCUGGGCCGAGACACUGGGUACAAAUUCUUCAGGAUCAAAUCAAACUCGCCAGGAGAAGAUUAAAAAGAGGCAGUGAUCUAGGAAAUGCUCUUCAAACCACUGAUGAUGACAUGUGGCUUCAUUCUAAGGCAGGCUUUAAGCUACAAGUAUGAAGAACAGCUGUCCAGAAGACACAGAACCAGAACUUUGUGUUGUCACCAUUGUGGCUAAAAUUCCUGUCACUUUCUGCAGAGUUUAUUUUGUAUUAUCAGGAAAUACAUAACUGAAGAACA